UUCUCAAAAAUAUCACAUUCUUUCUACUUCUUCUUCUCUCUAAAGAUUGUUGCGUGUGAGGUUAAGGAUCAAAGAUGGUUUUGUGGGUAUUUGGAUAUGGAUCUUUAAUCUGGAACCCAGGUUUCGAUUUUGAUGAAAAAAUCAUUGGUUAUAUCAAAGACUACAAACGUGUCUUUGAUCUUGCGUGUAUUGAUCAUAGAGGCACUCCUGAACAUCCUGCUAGGACUUGCACGUUGGAGCAAUCCACCGGAGCUAUUUGCUGGGGAGCUGCUUAUUGCGUUCGUGGAGGACCAGAGAAGGAGAAACUAGCAAUGGAGUACUUGGAACGAAGAGAGUGUGAAUACGACUCAAAAACACUUGUUGAGUUUUACACUGAAACGGUCACUUCCACGCCAAUCGUAACCGGAGUUAUUGUCUUCACGUCAACACCAGACAAAGUGUCGAACAAAUACUAUUUAGGUCCAGCUCCAUUGGAAGAAAUGGCGAGGCAAAUCGCUACAGCUUCUGGACCAUGUGGUAACAACAGAGAGUAUCUUUUCAAGCUAGAGAAAGCUAUGUACGACAUUGAGCAUGAGGAAGAGUAUGUGAUUGAGUUAGCGAAUGAGGUUAGGAAACAACUCGAUUUACCGGAGGAAGUGAAGGCAUUGUUGAAGCCUGUGGUUUCUCGUGUUCCCGUCAAGUCUCAAGCUCAUGUUUCCACUCGUCAAAGGGUCUUUGCAUCAUGAAGAAUAGCAAAAGUCAUGGAGCUAACUUAAAACAUUGGGGGUGACGAGGCUAAUGUUAACUCUU
This is a messenger RNA of Arabidopsis arenosa, 789 nucleotides long. Lineage: Eukaryota; Viridiplantae; Streptophyta; Magnoliopsida; Brassicales; Brassicaceae. The record is from the annotation of a GenBank genome assembly.